Molecule: messenger RNA, 693 nt
Organism: Dinoponera quadriceps
Lineage: Eukaryota; Metazoa; Arthropoda; Insecta; Hymenoptera; Formicidae
Gene: LSm3
Product: U6 snRNA-associated Sm-like protein LSm3
Exons: 3
Coding region: 167-478 (103 amino acids)
Biological process (GO): mRNA splicing, via spliceosome; P-body assembly
Cellular component (GO): precatalytic spliceosome; U4/U6 x U5 tri-snRNP complex; U6 snRNP
Molecular function (GO): RNA binding
Source: RefSeq, a predicted model, not a curated record
AGAUGGCAGUUCGCGUUGUCGGAGCGUUCUAUCGGCGGUAAACUUGUGUGUAUAAUUGCGUGACGCUUGAAUUUUGCUACGCUGAUCAAGCACCGCGAUCCUUAGUGUUGCGUUAACGUUAACGCGAAAUAAUACACCGGUUCUCGCGAACUUACGAAAUCUCGCGAUGGCUGACGAGGCGGAGCAAGUGCCGGCGAUAAAUGUAAAGGAGCCGCUGGACCUCAUAAGGCUGAGCCUAGAUGAGCGGAUUUACGUAAAGAUGAGGAACGAGAGAGAGCUUCGAGGACGUUUACACGCUUACGACCAACACUUGAACAUGGUGCUGGGCGAGGCGGAGGAAACUGUGACCACAGUGGAGAUAGAUGAAGAAACGUACGAGGAAGUGUACCGCACCACAAAGAGGAACAUCUCCAUGCUGUUUGUUCGUGGCGACGGUGUUAUCCUGGUGUCACCACCCAGCAUGAGAGCACCGAUGUAAGAUCGUCGCCUGUGCGAUCUCGCUAAUUUAACAAACAACAGAAGUGUGAUGUAAACUGGGACCUUGAACGUCGUUAAUAUCAGUGAGGAACUUCUGACGGUUGGCUGCAGACUGUGAAAUCGACGUAGCAUAUACGUGCUUACAUAAAUAUAUACAUAUACAUAUGUAAGAUUCCGACGAUGAUUCGAUUGUGAUUAAAUAGUGUAUUCUUAUAA